Plasmopara halstedii is the source of this 723-nucleotide messenger RNA. Its product is annotated as Ca2-dependent lipid-binding protein CLB1/vesicle protein vp115/Granuphilin A, contains C2 domain. Lineage: Eukaryota; Oomycota; Peronosporomycetes; Peronosporales; Peronosporaceae. The coding region runs from base 1 to 723 and encodes 240 amino acids. The transcript has a single exon. The record is from RefSeq and is a predicted model, not a curated record.
AUGCCUUACCUGCACGUGACCUUGCGCAGUGCUUCGGAUCUUCCGUCAGGUGAUUUUAGUUUUGUGGGCGGUAAAAGUGACCCGUACGUCACCUUCAGCGUCAACGACACCAAAUACCGCAGUCCAUGCCUUAAGAACACGCUCGAUCCCGUCUGGGAUCCUCCCGAACAUUAUGUUUUUCCCGUCGCUGAUGCUCUUAGUGCUGUGCUUAGUGUGAAAGUCUAUGAUAUGGAUACGCUUAAUCCAGAUGACCUGCUUGGUACGCUCGUUGUGCCCGUGGCUAAGUUCGCAGACGAGAUGGAUGUGUCAACUCUUGAACAUUAUCCGCUCUCGCUAGCCAGUGAAUUCACAAGCCAAAAGCGUGAUAGCAUGCUGCUCUUGGAGAUAUGUUUAAAGCGUCUCGAUGAUCAGGAGCGCCACUUAUAUGUCUGGGAAAAUGAAAGUUGGUGCAUCAACAGUGGUUGGAAGUCCACAAAUGACUCAGAACGGCAGCAGUGGUCAUCGUAUGACGACUCGGCCACAUCUGCUGCCUUUUCGGAGGUAGCACCGCGUGCACCAGCCAAUAUGGAAGGAUCAGGCUGGCAAUACUGCUUGAAUCGUGGAGACGUAGAGGGAUGGUUAUACGCCAAAACUUUUGCUGGGCCGUGGACGCCCAACAAACUGACGUUCAGCCUAGUCCGACGCCGUUUGUGGGAAAACACAUUUAAGCUUUCAAGUGACUAG